AUGCAAGUGCUUGUCAAGCAUGGAGCUAAUGUGUCCACGACGAACAGGAACCGGCGGACAUGCGCGCACUCGGCGUGUGAGGAAGGGCAUGUAGAGGCGGUACGGUACUUGGGGGAGGUAGGGGGCCGGGAGCUGCUCGCCCAGCCGGACAAGGAGGGCACGACAUGCGCGCACUUGGCAUUUCAAACAGGGCAUGUAGAGGGGAUACGGUACUUGGGGGAGGUAGGGGGCCGGGAGCUGCUCGCCCAGCCGGACAAGGAAGGGAGGACCUGCGCGCACUUGGCGAGCAUGGGAGGGCACUUGGAGGCGGUACGGUACUUGGGGGAGGUAGGGGGCCGGGAGCUGCUCGCCCAGCCGGACGAGAACGGAUUGAACUGCGCGCACUGGGCGAGCUUGGGAGGGCACUUGGAGACGGUACGGUACUUGGGGGAGGUAGGGGGCCGGGAGCUGCUCGCGCAGGCGGACAACCAAGGGAGGACAUGCGCGCACUGGGCGAGCAUGGGAGGGCAUGUAGAGGCGGUACGGUACUUGGGGGAGGUAGGGGGCCGGGAGCUGCUCGCCCAGCCGGACAAGGAAGGGAGGACAUGCGCGCACAUGGCGAGCGAGGGAGGGCACUUGGAGGCGGUACGGUACUUGGGGGAGGUAGGGGGCCGGGAGCUGCUGGGGCAGCCGGACAGUCAAGGGAGGACAUGCGCGCACAUGGCGAGCGAGGGAGGGCACGUAGAGGCGGUACGGUACUUGGGGGAGGUAGGGGGCCGGGAGCUGCUCGCCCAGCCGGACAAUCAAGAGAGGACAUGCGCGCACAUGGCGAGCGAGGGAGGGCAUGUAGAGGCGGUACGGUACUUGAGGGAGGUAGGG
Messenger RNA from Guillardia theta CCMP2712, 858 nucleotides. RefSeq lists its product as hypothetical. Gene Ontology annotation, molecular function: protein binding. The record is from RefSeq and is a predicted model, not a curated record. The annotation marks the transcript as partial. The transcript has a single exon. NCBI's taxonomy places the organism in Eukaryota, Cryptophyceae, Pyrenomonadales, Geminigeraceae.